Molecule: messenger RNA, 1679 nt
Organism: Daucus carota subsp. sativus
Lineage: Eukaryota; Viridiplantae; Streptophyta; Magnoliopsida; Apiales; Apiaceae
Product: polyadenylate-binding protein-interacting protein 12
Exons: 11
Coding region: 219-1292 (357 amino acids)
Molecular function (GO): RNA binding
Source: RefSeq, a predicted model, not a curated record
AGCCCACAGUUGAAUUUCAUUUCUGUGUGUAUUCCAGAAAAAGAAAUGAAGAAAAAACAAAGUAGAGUAGUCUCUUUUUCCGUGUAUCUAUCUGUAUCUAUCUUUAUCUUCUUACACUACGUCUUACGUAAUGCACACGAUCAUACUCUAGCCUCCGUAAAUAUUCAGCAGAUCAUAUUAUAUUCACACCAACUUAGAGAAUUGAACAAAGAUCGACGAUGGCAGUUGUAGAAAAUGUUGCUGCUGACUCAACGAAUCGUUCUGACUCAGCGAUUCAAGACUCGGCCAUGGAUCACUCUAAAUCUAACAAUUUUAAGAGUACUAAUGGUAACGUUGAUCACACUGAUUUUAAGCAGUUUGAUAAGGUGGCUUAUCAGACAAAUGGGAAUGGUGGGGCCCACCAGGCAAAUGUGAAGGUGAAGAAGGAGGGUGAUUAUAAGGAUGAUGAGAUGAGGGAUUUGGAAGAAAUGUUGUCGAAAUUGAACCCGAUGGCCGAGGAAUUUGUGCCCCCUUCACUUGUUAAUGUUAAUUUUAAGGAGCAGCCGUUGAUCCAUCAUGGUCUUCCACAGUAUGGUUAUGUGGCUGAUGCUGCUGAAAAUGGUUUUGUUUUGCAAGCCAAUUCUCCGGUUUCAGUUAAUGGGAAUUCGACGAGAAGAAAAAAAAAUGGCUAUAGUCAUGCAAAAAGAAGGAUGAAUAGUCGAACCAGUAUGGCACAGAGAGAAGAAAUCAUAAGGAGGACCGUAUAUGUUUCUGAUAUUGAUCAGCAGGUUACUGAAGAACAACUUGCAGCUCUAUUUAUUAGUUGCGGGCAGGUUGUCGACUGUCGUGUCUGUGGUGAUCCCAAUUCUGUUCUCCGCUUUGCGUUUAUUGAGUUCAUGGAUGAAGAGGGUGCAAGGAAUGCUUUGGGUAUGGCAGGAACUGUCCUUGGUUUUUAUCCUGUCAGGGUGUUGCCUUCAAAAACUGCAAUUGCACCUGUGAAUCCAACAUUUCUACCACGUUCUGAGGAUGAAAGGGAAAUGUGUUCAAGAACUAUCUACUGCACAAAUAUUGAUAAGAAGGUUACUCAAGCAGAUGUCAAACUUUUUUUUGAGACUUUCUGUGGAGAGGUCUAUCGCUUGAGGCUUCUUGGAGAUUAUCAUCAUUCAACACGCAUUGCGUUUGUGGAGUUUGUAAUGGCUGAGAGUGCUAUUUUAGCACUGAACUAUAGUGGUGCAGUCAUGGGAUCACUGCCAAUUAGGGUAAGCCCAUCAAAGACACCUGUCCGGCCACGUGCUCCACGUGGUCCUAUGUAGUGAUGCUGCAUCUUCUCUGAACUGAUUUCAGCUAAUAUAUAUCUACUUAUACAUAGAUAGGUAAGGAGUUAAUUUUAAGCUACUUUGCAGCCUGGUAUCUGUCAUCCAGCCGUCCAGUGGUUAUUUAUGGGAGUUUUUUAAUGUAGAGUUGUAUGUAAUCUCGAGGCUUUGAGGCUGAACUCUAGGGCGAAUUUUAUGUUGCAUGUUAUGUUAAAUUCUGUAGGCAUUUUCUUAUCUACUGUACUUCCCUUGAAACCUCGGAAGAGGACUUGUUUAUGGGAUUUUUCUGUUCAAGUUGGUCUUCCAUGGUAUGUGGAAGUAUGUGAAAUGGGUAUACAUCUAGAUAUGUAAUUUGGCUAUUCAUAUUUUUAUUUACAAUCUUCUCUA